ACUCCAGCCUUACCGCCGCCAAAGGGAACGCAGUCCAACUUCAUCGACCCGCCAACCUUAAUGCCCGAAGUCAUCAUCACCGCAAGCGUGGUGCUCCUGCUUAUGACCCUCUGCGUGGCAGCGCGUGCAUUCGUCAAAUUCUUCAUCCUAGGACAACACCAAAUCGAAGACUUGCUGUGCUAUUGGGCAUGGGCAGGCGUCGUCACGUACACGGGCACCCUGAUUUAUAUCUGUAAUUACGGCUUCGCUCGACACCAGUGGGAUAUCAGUCGCGGAAUGUUCGAACACAUCAUGUACUACAUCAACAUCCUCUAUUGCGUGUACUCGCCAACGACCCUCCCAGCCAAACUCUCCGUGCUCUUCCAAAUCAAGCGCAUAUUCACGACGCGCGAGAAAAACAUUGUCUGGUGGGUCGUCUGGAUCUCCAUCAUCGCCAACAUCAUCUUCUACUCGGGGCUCUUCUUCUCCUACGUAUUCACAUGCUGGCCACGGGAAGCCAUAUGGAACCCCGGAGUCCACGGGAGCUGCAUCAGCUCCGUGAGUUCGAAUCUUGCGGCUGGGAUCCUGAAUUUCCUGUCGGAUCUUGAGGCGUUGCUUUUGCCGGCUUGGGGGAUUUGGUGCUUGAAUAUGCCCGUUACGAAGAAGUUGGCGGUUUUCGCGGUGUUUGGUGUGGGCUCCAUUGCGUGCGUGAUUGGUUUGAUAGGGAUUUAUUUCCGCAUACUCCUUCUGAGAAGGCCGGAUUUUACGUGGAUAUGUACAAAGGCAGCGCUGCUAGUCAUCUCCGAAAUGGCGACCGUAGUCAUAGUCGGCUGUUGCCCGUCCAUCCCCCGUCUAUAC
Molecule: messenger RNA, 837 nt
Organism: Westerdykella ornata
Lineage: Eukaryota; Fungi; Ascomycota; Dothideomycetes; Pleosporales; Sporormiaceae
Exons: 3
Source: RefSeq, a predicted model, not a curated record